UGACAUCCAAACCCGGAAGCGGCGGCCCCGCAGCGGAGAGCCAUGGAGAGCAGCCCGGACCCGAGCGGCUGCUUUCGCCUCAACCCGGCGGGAGACUGCGCCAUUUGUCUGGACACAAUCCAGAAGAAGAAAACCCUGAAGUGCCUCCACUCCUUCUGCUCCGGCUGCAUAGACUCUGUGUUCCGCCUGAAGCCCGCGUGUCCGAUAUGCAACACUUUCCACGGAGUUUACACCGGCACCCAGCCAAAGGGCUCCAUGACGGUGACCCGCAGCAGGCGGAGGCUGCCAGGCUUCCAGCACUGCGGGUCCAUUGUCAUUCAGUACAGCUUUCCUUCAGGGACACAAGGGCCGGAGCACCCAAACCCCGGGGUGCGGUACAGCAGCACCUCCCGCACGGCCUUCCUGCCGGCCUGUGAGGAGGGAGAGAAAGUCCUGAGGCUGCUGAGGAAAGCUUUCGACAGACGACUCACGUUUACAAUCGGACGAUCCGUCACCACAGGCCUCAACAAUGUCAUUACGUGGAAUGACAUUCACCACAAGACCAACGUAGACGGUGGACCACAGUGUUUUGGAUAUCCAGAUCCAUCUUAUUUGUUCAGGGUUCAGGAGGAGCUUCGUCUUAAAGGGGUGAUGGACGACGACUGA
Messenger RNA from Menidia menidia (Atlantic silverside), 645 nucleotides. The record is from the annotation of a GenBank genome assembly. Lineage: Eukaryota; Metazoa; Chordata; Actinopteri; Atheriniformes; Atherinopsidae.